Molecule: messenger RNA, 5833 nt
Organism: Lucilia cuprina (Australian sheep blowfly)
Lineage: Eukaryota; Metazoa; Arthropoda; Insecta; Diptera; Calliphoridae
Gene: centrocortin
Exons: 7
Coding region: 1609-4719 (1036 amino acids)
Source: RefSeq, a predicted model, not a curated record
CAGUUGUUUUUUGGAUGUGUAACUGAACGCUACACAAACGUGUUGAUGGUUGUUUCUUGGGGGCUUAAACAGUAGUUUUUCGUUUGCGGUUUCAUGUCGUUUUUUUUUUUUUUGUGUAAAUGAUCUUUUAAGAUUUUAGUUUCUAAACUUGGGGAUUUCGAAAUAUUUUAGUUGGGAGUAAUAAAAAAAAGAAGGAGAGAAGAAAAAACAAACGCAAUGAUGCUGCACAUACAUUAAAUGACUUAAACUAAGAAAAUAAGAAAGAAAUGGCUUGAAAUAAGUAGAAAAAAACUAGGAAGAAGUAAUAAUAAUUCUGGUUUUUUGUUAAAUGAAAUAGAAAAGAUACAAAAACGAAGCGAAUGAAGUAGCUAAAAGAAGUAAAUGUAACUGAAAUUUUUGUGUGUUCUGUGCAGUUGGAUAUAAAGUGUGUGACUCAGCCUGUUAUAACAAAAAAAGAAAUAUGUCUUAAAACAUUCCUCAGCGCCUGCGCGACAUAUGAAAAGAAUUUUUUUUGGUGGAAACAAAAAGAACACAGCAAUUUAACAGAUGACUUGUGAAUGUGUAAGAGAGUUUUUUUUUAGAAUUUUGUAUACAAAAGUGUGGUUCUGGUUUUUGUUAUAAAUAAGAUAAUACCAAGUUAUAGUGAAAAAGAACAAAAUAAAGAAAUUCACAAAAAAAAAAGAACAAACAUAAAUGCUAUCGAUUCUUGACUUAACGUCUUGUCUAUCUAUCUCUAUUGUAAAAAGCUGCCAUCGCCGGUCGUGAUUCUGUUGAUUUUCAAGGCAAAUUCAGUGCAUUGACUUUAGUAAGAACAACAUUAAAAAUUUAUUGUACAAUUCUGGUUCUUGUUGCCAGCAACUAUUGCAGUUGUAACUAGCUGUUGCCUGGCUGUUUGCCUGCUACUUGGCCAGGUUGCAAAGCAACUUGUAUUGUAAAUUAUACAAGAUUGCACUACUGCAUGGCUGUGGCAUGACUGUAGUAGAUCUAUGAAUGCUGCUGUGGUAUGCAGGUUCUAGUUAUCAAACUAUAUUUGCGCCUGGAGUAGUGUUAUUGGUGUAAUUUUCUUAAUUACAAUAAAAAAAGGAAGAAAAAAAAAAACGGCAAAUUUCAAGAAAAAUAAAAAAAUUACAGACUCUAUAAUCAGAAGAAUAAACUUGUAGGUAUUUCAAAACUAAAGCAAAGUUAAUGAUCUAUAAGGAGAAGGUUACCCUGGCUGUACAAGUGAAACAUAACAAAAAAUUAAAUGAAAUUUGUAAUUUAUUAAAAAAAAAACAAUUUGUUUAACAUUACAACUAAUUCUUAACAGAAUAUUGCAUUUAAAGUAAAGCUUAAAAGCUUUUUUAAAAGUUAUCGAAAAAAAGUGUCUAAUAUUAAUAUUUAAUAAAAAAUUAAGACAAAUUUUAAAAAUUUCAACAAGUGCUAAAAAAAUUAAGAAAUUUAGAAAAAGUACACAAAAGCUUUAAUAAAAAAGCUUUGUUUUAAAUUCUUUAUAUAAUAAACAAACACAAACCAUUUGGGAAUUAUAAACAAGAAAAGGGCAUGUAAAUAAAUUUACUUUAAAGAAAAAUAAUUUUCAAAAUAUUGUAAUUAAAAAUAAAAACAACAACAAUGAGUGAUAUUAAAAUUGGCGAAUCCAAUAAAAAUGCAUUAAAUGCACAAAACAGUCGAGCAAAUACAAAAACAACAAAACCAUUUUGUUCGCUGGCAUAUCUGGCCAAAAGUACAAUUGCCAUAAAUGGCACCAACGACAUCAGAACUAUAAAUGGUCAUGGCAGCAGUAGCAACAGCAACAGCAAAAACAACAACAACAGCAACAGCAGCCACACCACUAAUUGUCAACCAUCAACGCCAAAUGUGGCAGCUACAGCGAAAGUGAAUGAACGUGGUUCACCAUCAUUGCCAACAGGUGCCAGUACCACAGUUAAUGGUCAUCAUCACUUGCAAAACGGAAAUUAUUCCACAACCAACAACACCAAAAACACCUGCCCCGAUUACAAACACACCAGCAAUGGACGUUCUAGUGUGGCCGAUGUUUUUGGCAUUAUAAACGAAGAAGAUAUGGAGACCUGUUGUGAUCAAGUAGAUGGUGAACUGGCGAAUGAUUUAAGACGUCCUUGGGAACUGGCAAAUGGUUCAUAUGUUAAGCGUGUACCGCCCUCAUUAAUGACCACAAAUGGCCAGCAACACCAACACCUUAAUGGUUUGCCCUCACUUUCCAAACUUAAUAGUCUAGAUUGUUGGGAUUAUACGAUUGAGUUAGAAUGUCUGCAAGGGCCACAAGAUCUUCAAUUGGCUGCUGAAUUGGGAAAAACUUUACUGGAACGCAACAAAGAAUUGGAAACUCUUUUAAAAGAGCACAAACAUACUGUUGAGGAACAAGAACAGGAAAUUGUGUAUUUGAAAAAGCAUACUACGGCGUUGCGGGAAGUAAACGAUUCUCGUUUAAAGGUCUAUGAACAAUUGGAAGUCGGUAUACAAGAUUUGGAGCGUGCCAAUCAUCGUUUGCUCGUUGAAAAUACUGCCGAUAAAAAGCAUAUAAAAACGCUUGGUCACAAUAUCGAGACUUUGGAGGCACGUUGUGAAGAACUGACUAAACAAUUGGAAGAAUGUCGCCAAUCUUUAACCUUUGAGAGACGCAAAAAUGAACGUCUCUUGGCGGAAAAGAAUAAGGCGGGCUCUGAUGCCAAUGGCGUAAAAUUGAAACCCACUUUGAAUAAAGAUAAUGCCGAAUCACCUUCAGACACCGUACAAACCGGUUAUGAUGCCAACACUACCGCCCCUGAAAAUUGUAGUUUUGCUUUUGCUUCUCCUGCUUCAAGAAAUAAUGCCAAUUCAACGGGUAUUAGUGGUGUAGAAGGUGAUAGUUCGUUUGAUUUGAGUAUGGUUUGUGGUCAGGAGGGCAAUGAUGAAAUUAUUAAAUUGGUUAGUGAUUUGGAGACCACCAAAAGAGCAUUUAUGGCCGAGCAACAGAGAUGUGGUGAAUUGGAAGAACAAUUGGUGGCGAUAAUUCAAGAAAAUCAAUCUUUACAAAGUCGUAUUGCUCAAACUAGUGCCACAGAGGAAAUGAAAUCCAUGCAUGAUGAAUUAUCUAUAUUAGAUGAAGUCAGACAAGGACAAAUGUGUAGUCGUUGUUUGCGCUCUAUGGAUGAUCGCCUCACAGUUAAUGAUGAACAAUCCUCGUUGGCACCCACCGAGGAAUGUGAGGAAGAUGAAGAGCGUAGUCUGCUAGAUUUAGAUGGCAAUCGUGAUGAUAAUGAAAGUGAACAUUCACAGGCUGCCUAUCGCAGCAGCAUGUCCAUUAAGGUUAUGCCACAGCAUCCCGAUUCUUUGGAUUUGAAUAUACCCGGUAGUCCUAAUCCCUAUCGUGAUUUGGUGGAGAAAUAUGAAGCCUUAUUGGAGGUACAACGCUCAUCGAUUGCUCGCAAAAAUAAUCAUGUAGUUGCUGCUGGUGGUGGUGGCGGCGGCGGCAUGUCUUUGGCCGAAGAAUUCCAGUCUUCUGGGGAAUUUGCUCAAACUCAAAAACUCAUGUUCCAAGCGGCCCACAAUGAAAAUACCGGCAAUUGCAAUAAUUCCAGCAAUGGUGAUGCGGCCAGCAGCUGCAAUGGCAGCAUGAAUAAUGACACCAAUAAUUCAAAUACCAAAAAUGAUAAAAAUCGUGGUCGUACUCCUACGGAAUUCUCGGAAGCGGAAACCUCUUCUUCGGGCUUUUCGGAUGAGACCAGCAACAAGGGCACCCAAACUGAUGAGAGACCCGGAUAUUUCCUCUGCUCGAUUGGUGAUGGCGAAGACUGUAAAUUUAGCAUUUAUGAUGAUGCCAGUCCCAUAGAUUCACGCUUCCGCAAUCGUCCUGAAUACCGCGAACUGUUUAAGGAAAUCUUUGCCGUUCUCAAAAAGGCCGCCGAAAACAAAGAAGAAGGCGAUAAGCUGCCUCUGUUGGAUGAUACUCAUCCCAAUGGUGUAAAUGCUCAAAAAGUGCCACCUGUUACUCCUGCCAACGAAGAAUUGCCGGUUGAUUUCGCCGAUGAUGCUCAAAGUGUUAUCUCCUCGGCCGUGUCGGAACAGUCCUUUGCCAUGUCGGAAUGCAUUACCAAAUUAGAACGUAAAACAGCCAAAAAACACAUUAUUGAAAAGAACCAAGAAAACAAGCCUCCCAUGGCGGCCUCCAUUGCUCACUUGUCGUCGCCCAGUGGCAAGCAAAUCAUUGAAAAUGGCCGUGUUUUGACUCCUUUGAAACGGGAACCCUUAGACUACUUGGCCGUGGGUGUAGGUAUCAAGAAGAAGAAUCGUCGCAAGAAUCGCAACUUCUCCAGUGAUCGUUCAGAGUCUCCCUUGGCUUUACCCACACCACCACGCAUUUUUGUGGCCAGUGGCAAGAAACGCAAAGAAGUACGUCCCUAUGUAGAAUCACCCAUGGCUGCCACUCCCGAUCAAUUUAAUACACCCGGAUCAUCGCGUGGUUCUCGCAGUGGACCUAAAUACGAAUGGAAUGGUAAUUCAAUGAUUAUUUAUAAUCGUUCUGUCAGAGGUCGCAACUCCUCGGGUGAGGUAGAUGUAAGCAACAUUCCCUAUAGGCCCAGUACUGUAUCCCAAGAUUUGCACAAACUAAAGAAACUUGACUUGUCGUAUGCGGAAGUUUUAAGACGUGCCGAUGCCUGUAAACAACAUCAUCAUACUCAAUACCAACAACAGCAACAAAGACGAAGGAAUCAUCGUCACUAAAUUAAGGAACAAAAAAAAAACAAACAAGAAAAUCCCCCAGUGUAAUCAACAAAGAACAUAAGUAGUCUUCAUAAAUUUAAGUAGGUGUCUUCGUUUUUACGCCCCCUCAAUUAAGUGAUGACCCCAACCCCCACCCUGAUCACUAAAGAUGACCCCACUGUCUCAUUUGAUUGUUUAUAAUAAUAUUAAUUAAACUCCCAAUAUUUGUAUAAUUUAAUAUUUAGAUGUAUACUCCCUCCUCCAGAAAGAAAGAAAAAAAAUCAGCCCCAAACCAAGCAACAGAAAAUAAGUAGUAAUAUUAAGAAUUAUUCAUCUGCCAUUGAAGCUGAAUCUCUCAGUUGUUUCCUUUUUCCUCCUUAACUAAACUUUUAUCUCUUUUCUUCUGUUUAUGUAAUUACUUUAAUUUUAAAUCAAUUUUUUAUUUACAAUUUUAAAUUGUUUUUCAUUUAGAAAAAAGCGUAGCUACGUUUAAAUUUAGUUUCUUUUCAAACAAAAAAAAUAUAUAUUUUUUAAAAAAAUGUCCUUUUACUUUGAAAACUUGAACAAACCAACAACAUUUAAUUUUAAGUGCAUAAUGUUUAACAGCAACAACUGUAAUGCAAAGAGUUUUAUUUUUGAUAAUUGUGGGCUUAGCGCACAAUCCGCUUUUAAUUUUAUUAAAAUUUCUUUUAAAAAAAGUUAAAUUUUUUAAUUAUAUUUUAUUUAAAUUUUUUUCCAAUAAUUUUUAUAUAUCUCUUUUUUUUGUAAAUAGUAUGAGUUUAAAACCAAAUUUCUCUUAAGUCUUAAAUCAACGAAUUCUGUUUUUUUAUAUAUUGUGUAAAUCCCUCUUCAUUUUUAAUUUAAAAACAAAAUUUUAACAAAAACUUUAAACAUUAAUUUUAAAAGAACAACUAAACACUUAUAUAGUCGACUUGCAAAAUAUUUAAAUAAUAAUAAAAAACAAAACAAUAAAUUUUAAUUUAAAUUUUUAAAUUUUAAUCAACUUAUUAUAUUUAAAACUACUACUUUUUUUGGCUGAAACGUAUGAUAAUAGUUAGAGAGUUUUCACAAAAUUUUAUCUUGUGAAACAGAAUUUUUACUUGAUUUGAAUUAAGAUACAAUUAAAAAUUUAAAU